AAGGAGACAACAUAGAAAGUGUAGCGACAGCAAUGGGUUGCCUCUUUCCCUCGCAGUUUCCUCAGUGUGUGGGAGGGUGCUUGCUUUAAACAGCCAUGUUGCUUGAAAUCCAGUGCUGUCUCAUGCUUUUGCCCUGCCAGUAUUUUGCUCUCUUGGCACAAGGCCCACCCCAGACAUUUUGGCACCUGAGGGGAGGCACAAAAUGACUCCUUGCCCCCACAUACUCCUCGUUCAAAACCAACCUGUCCAAGCUCUGAAAGUGCACUGGGAAGAGACAGGAAGGAAGGAAGGUUGCCAGCAGCCGCCACCACCGCCGCCUCCUCUCCUUGGGCUUCUUGCAAGCUUUGCAAGGAGUGCAAAAGACCCUCCUUGCAAGGCUUAGAAGGGUCACCUCACAUUGGUCUCAAAGAGUUGCUCUGGUGGUGGCAACAAAGGCCAUCUUGCUGCCCUGCUGAUACCGCCCCCGCCCGCAACAAGCUGCUGCAGCUGCCUCCCCUUGCGGCCUGAAAGGGCCACCCCUGUUUUGGCAUCCCAUUGCAAAGCCUUGAAAAGGAACGCUUGAAGUCAGAUGCCAGAAGUUGAAUCCUGUGCAUAUGAACAUCUCAAGCAGAAGUGGCUGGAAAUCAACCUUGGAGAGACUUCUCUUAAUAUAGAAUCCAUCCAAAUGGAGCCAGCAGUGAAGUGAAGUCGUUGAGAGUUCACUAAAUUCAAGCAAGUCCUACAGUCUUGCCCAAGUUGCAAAAAUGACAGGCAACAGCCCCCAAGACAGGUAUAAGGCUGUCUGGCUGAUUUUUUUCAUCCUUGGCCUGGGGAUGCUCUUGCCAUGGAAUUUUUUUAUGACCGCUACACUGUACUUUACCAGCCGCCUGAAGGAAUCCCACAACAUAUCCUCUGCUGACCACCUUGCUCAUGCGAAUGCCACAGGGACGGGGGGACCGCCUCUCACAUAUCUGCAGUCCAUAUUCAGCAAUGUGAUGACGCUUUGUGCCAUGUUGCCUCUACUUGUCUUCACUUGCCUCAACUCCUUCAUCCACCAGAGGAUCCCACAGCAAGUCCGGAUCCUAUGCAGCCUGGUUGCCAUCUUCUUAGUCUUCAUGGUAACAGCUAUCCUGGUCAAGGUCCCCAUGGAGCCUUUGCCUUUCUUCAUCGUUACCAUGGUCAAGAUUGUCUUCAUCAAUUCCUUUGGUGCUAUUCUGCAAGGCAGCCUCUUUGGACUGGCAGGGCUCUUGCCGGCCAGUUACAUUGCACCUAUUAUGAGCGGGCAGGGCCUCGCAGGGACAUUUGCGGCUCUGGCCAUGAUCUGUGCUAUUGCCAGUGGCUCUGAACUGGAAACCAGUGCCUUUGGUUAUUUCAUCACCGCCUGUGCAGUGAUCCUGCUGGCCAUUGGCUCCUAUGUUGUGUUGCCUCGUCUGGAUUUCUUCCGUUACUACUCCAUGAAAGACAAGACAGAGUAUCGGAGCCAUGGGAACCACUGUGAGAUAGAAGCAAAGGUUGAUCUCAUCAAGAAAGAUGGGCUCAAUGGUGUAGAACUCAAACAGCUUGAGAAUGGGGCCACCCACACACCAAACCAUGAAAUUUCAGUCUUUAACAUCUUCAAGAAGAUCUGGGUCAUGGCAAUGUCUGUCUGCCUAGUUUUUGCUGUCACGAUUGGAGUCUUCCCAGCUGUCACUGUUGAGGUACACUCAACCAUUGCAGGAAAAACUCUCUGGGCUAAAUAUUUCACCCCAGUUUCCUGUUUCCUGAUGUUUAAUGUCUUUGACUGGGCAGGACGGAGCCUUACAGCUUUCUGCAUGUGGCCUGGAAAGGACAGCCGCCUCCUACCUCUCAUGGUGAUUGCCCGUGUGGUCUUCAUCCCCCUCUUCAUGCUGUGCAACGUCCAACCCCGCCACAACUUGCCCGUCGUCUUUGCCCAUGACGCCUGGUACAUCGUCUUCAUGAUCUUCUUCUCCAUCUCCAACGGCUACCUGGCAAGCCUCUGCAUGGGAUUCGGGCCCAAGAAAGUGCUGCCCCAUGAAGCAGAGACUGCUGGAGCUGUCAUGGCAUUCUUUCUCUCACUGGGCCUGGCCUUGGGGGCUGUCCUCUCCUUCCCAUUCAAACACGUAAUCUAAGCGGGGUGCUCCAAAUGCUUUGUGAGCAGAGGAUCAGCACUACCUACAGAGGAGAUCUUCUCACCUGCUUCCCAGGAGCUCACUGACUUGCAUCCUACAUAGCUCAGUCCAGCUUCUCCCUUGCUGCUCAGAGGCCUCCACUCCUUGCUUUUGCCCGUGCCAGUUAUGUGUGACCCCCACCGGUCCAGCUUCAAGCAACCUUCCUCUCCCAUGACACCAGGAUCUUUUCAUACUGUGUACACCUACAGCAGAAUUUUUCCUUAUCGAGCCUGCCAAACCCUGGAACACAUCUCCAGUGUGCUCUCUUAAGCAGGGGCUGUUUCCUGUAAGCAUCUGCCCUGGAGCUUUAGCACUACUGUGGCCGCCACUACCAUGCAAAAGGGAUUGGUCUCCUAACCCAACUGUUUAUGCAGACCCAGUUUUAGCGCCGAAGCAUCGUCAACAUCUCUUCUGCUAUCGGCAGGCAUAUCCUGGCAAUGCCACUGGAAAAUGCUGACACCAUCGGUACUCCCAGAGACUCCCCAAUCAACUGCCAUGCCCUACCUCAGUAAAGUAGGUACUUCUUUUUGGGUGCACCGCUGACACAUUCCAGGCCCAACGUUUCCCAAGCAUUUCUGGUCUCCACCCUUGAAGAGAAUUGGGUGGGAGCAUCUGCUACAGAAGAGGAACCGGUUGACUCUGUCCCAGUGUCCCACUACCAGCAGAACUUUGGAGGGAUAGAGAGACUGAGCAAGCCAACAAUGGACAGUUUUGCUUUGAUUGACCAACUUUUCAAUGGCCUUCAUAUUCUUUGGCUGCUUAAAAGCUCAGCGCCUUGAGUUGCUCCCCAUUACUUUGUAAAUAUAUAUGUAUGUGCAGCUGCCAUUUUGUAUACAGACUGGACAUAGACUUCUGAACCCCUUCCAUGCUUUUUACAAAUGUCUAUAUGCAUUGUUGCAAGGUGGCAGCAGUAAAGGAGAUCCCAAGGGGCUGCCCUCCAGCAGAAGACAUGGAGCUCAGGAACUUCUAUUUCCCUGGCUCCCCAGCCCUGGCUGCUCCGAGCAGAGGCCCACGGUAUUUGCAAUCAUUUCUCAGCUCAGCGUCUGUGUUGCUCAUACUAUGAACCUCAGGAUUUUAACUAUUUUCUUUGAACUCUUGGUUUAAAACAGGGCUGCUCAACGUUGGCCCUCCUGCAGAUGUUGGACUACAUUUCCUGUCAUCCCUAAUGCUUGACCAUUGUGGCUGAGGAUGAUGGGAGUUGUGGUCCAAAACCAGCUAGAGUUAUGCAAAUGUGUGUGGGUUUUUUAAAAUCACAAGUACUGCCAUUUUUAAAGAGAGAACUUUUAGUCCUCCAGUGUGCAGAGCAGACCCAGUGUGUAAUUUAUAAAUAAAGUGGCAAAUUUAAUUGA
Hemicordylus capensis (graceful crag lizard) is the source of this 3496-nucleotide messenger RNA. It is a transcript of the gene SLC29A1, whose product is annotated as solute carrier family 29 member 1 (Augustine blood group). Gene Ontology annotation, molecular function: nucleoside transmembrane transporter activity. The record is from RefSeq and is a predicted model, not a curated record. The transcript has 13 exons. NCBI's taxonomy places the organism in Eukaryota, Metazoa, Chordata, Lepidosauria, Squamata, Cordylidae. Gene Ontology annotation, biological process: uridine transmembrane transport; nucleoside transmembrane transport. Bases 744 to 2108 code for a protein of 454 amino acids. Gene Ontology annotation, cellular component: plasma membrane.